This is a messenger RNA of Camelina sativa (false flax), 385 nucleotides long. Lineage: Eukaryota; Viridiplantae; Streptophyta; Magnoliopsida; Brassicales; Brassicaceae. The record is from RefSeq and is a predicted model, not a curated record.
GAUCAAUCAACAAAGAGAAAGUUGCUGCUCAAGAAGCUGAAAACGGGAUGAUGAAAGUUCUUGAGAACAGAUCCUCAGUUAAGGCUGUGUUUGUAGGACACAACCAUGGACUAGACUGGUGCUGUCCGUACAAAGAUAAGCUCUGGCUUUGCUUUGCCAGACACACUGGUUAUGGUGGAUAUGGAAAUUGGCCAAGAGGAUCAAGGAUUUUGGAGAUUACUGAAAUGCCUUUUCGUAUCAAGUCCUGGAUUAGGAUGGAAGAUGGAUCUGUGCAUAGUGCAGUUAAUCUAACAUAUGAUUAGUCUAUUUUAAUUACAUAUGUCAAACUUUGUGAAGAUGAUAAUGCCGAAUUGUUGGUAAAUAUGGAUUAGAGGUGAUUCAAGAC